Molecule: messenger RNA, 1168 nt
Organism: Mus pahari (shrew mouse)
Lineage: Eukaryota; Metazoa; Chordata; Mammalia; Rodentia; Muridae
Exons: 4
Coding region: 100-597 (165 amino acids)
Source: RefSeq, a predicted model, not a curated record
AGGAUCCAGCAGAGGAAGAAGCUUGACCGGCUUAGCAAACAGGCUGUGGAGCAAGGACUGUUCAUCAGAACUGUUGUGGCUCAACAGUGAUAUCUGAUCAUGAGAUCCCGCUUCUAUACAUCUAAUGGCUCAGGUCGGUUUCCUCAGAGGCGAAGAGUGAGGGCUAUUUCCCAGAAGAGCAAUGUCCCUGGCCUCUGUCUGUAUACUAUCCUGUGCUUUGGCCUGGGCCUGGCCUUGGGCCUGGUCUUGGGCUUGGGCUUGGGCCUGGGUUUAAACCCAGGUUUUGGUUUAAGCCUUGGCCUGGGUCUGGGUACAGGCUUGAGCAUAAGAUUAGACAGGAGCCUUGACAUGCCCCAGAUGGCCUCCUUGGAUUCUGUGCACCAGAAGUCAACUGACAGUGUUGCCAUUGUUGAUCAUUCUGUGGGAUCUAUCAUGAAAGAAAUGGAUGAGAACAUCGGGCAGAUCUCAGAUAUAAGAGCAGUCAGUAAAUAUGAGUAUGACAAUUGGGAGGAUAUACAUGAAGUUGCUGGAGAUGAGAUAGUGAAAGAAGGAGCAGAAGAAGUUGGGCAAGAUAAUCAUCAGACCAAAGCAACCUGAGAAAAUCCUGCAGGAUGGCCACGGUCCAGUUAGGAGGAAUGAUGAGAAGAAGGAGAACAAAGAAAGAACCUGUGGUUCACUGUCUUUAAAGUUUUCAUUGAUUGGAAGGCCAUGGAAAUUUUAAUGUUGACAUCAGUGCAAAGUUCAUCACACUCAAAGUGGGAUCCAAAGACAACCGCCCUUUCCUUGUUACAAAAACAUUUGAUCCUGUUUGCAAUGUUAAAAAUAAUUUUAAUUAAUAUAAGAUUUUAUUUAAAUAAUCAUGAUACAAAUCUUUUAGCCAUUUAGUUAACUUUUCCUUAGUUAAAUGUAAACCUGUUUUAAAUCAUUUUGUCAUUACUCAAGAUCCAUAGAAACGCCACAUUUAAAAUAUCUUCUUAUGAGAGAGAUGGGAAAGGCCUUGCUAAUUCUGGUAUUUACUGCAUUAGUCACUAACCACCUUUAGCUUCUAACCAUUUCAAAUAUGGCUGGUCUGAUUUUACAUGUACUACAAUUGUGAAAAAUACUGUAGGUUAAUAUACUGUAGACAUGUUAAAAUAGUAAUAAAUGUAAAGAAUAAAGAUACAGUAUU